AUGGACAUCUCACACAGUUGCAAGUUUGGAAAUCAAAUCAAAGGUGGUACUAAUCUACUUAUUAAAGGGAUUCAGAGCGAGCAUUUCGCCGAAGAUAACAAAGCACUAACCUUGAAGAUGAAGCUGUCGCCGAGGAGUAAACUUCUAUCCUUAAACCCAUUUAUAGAUGCAGGAGGUCUAAUGCGCGUCGGCGGACGCCUUCAUAAUUCGCAGCUGGAUUUCGAUGCCAUGCACCCUAUGAUUCUUCCCAAGUCUCAUCAUAUAACCUCAGCUAUCAUUGAUCAUCUUCAUCGCAAGUUCCUGCAUGCAGGAGCACAGAGCUUGUUAGCGAAAACGGUUUCUGCUGUCAUCAACAAGUGCAUUCAAUGUUUAAGAUUAAAGCCCAAGCUAGUCGAACACAUCAUGACGCCGCUUCCGGAGAUCCGAGUGCAGCCGAAUCACCCAUUCGUCAUCUCUGGAGUGGACUUUUGUGGCCCCUUUUAUUCGAAGUCAGAGGUCAGAAACAGGCCCCCUACGAAGUGCUACAUAGCCAUAUUCGUUUGCUUCGUCAGCAAAGCUACACACUUGGAAGUUGUCGAAGACCUUUCAACGCAAUCGUUCAUAGCAGCCCUGAAACAAUUUAUAAGCCUGAGGGGAAAACUUCAAACGAUUUGGUCAGACAACGCAACGAACUUCGUGGGAGCCAAAAACGAGCUAGUUGAGCUUCGGCAGCUGUUUCUGAGCGAUCCUCUCCUCACACUUUACUUGAUCACAACUUUUUAA
Messenger RNA from Drosophila biarmipes, 762 nucleotides. RefSeq lists its product as uncharacterized. Gene Ontology annotation, molecular function: nucleic acid binding. Bases 1 to 762 code for a protein of 253 amino acids. The record is from RefSeq and is a predicted model, not a curated record. Lineage: Eukaryota; Metazoa; Arthropoda; Insecta; Diptera; Drosophilidae. The transcript has a single exon.